Perca flavescens (yellow perch) is the source of this 4734-nucleotide messenger RNA. RefSeq names its product ring finger protein 24 (gene rnf24). Gene Ontology annotation, molecular function: ubiquitin protein ligase activity; zinc ion binding. The record is from RefSeq and is a predicted model, not a curated record. Lineage: Eukaryota; Metazoa; Chordata; Actinopteri; Perciformes; Percidae. The coding region runs from base 569 to 1018 and encodes 149 amino acids. The transcript is spliced from 6 exons. Gene Ontology annotation, cellular component: endomembrane system. Gene Ontology annotation, biological process: proteasome-mediated ubiquitin-dependent protein catabolic process.
UCGUCGUACACGCUGUUCUCAAAACCUCCAGCGGCAAUAAUACAUCCGUGCAUUACCCCCAUCGGUCUGUAUGGGUCUCUAUAUGCUGAGCUGACUGGGAGGAGGUGGGAUCUAGCUACUGGUGGAAGUGGGCUUAACGUAUACGUUACGUGCGAGUCGUGCUGAUUGCAAACCACGAAUAUCAUUGCUGCCAACGACGGAUUCUUUCGGGAGAAAUCACUACGAGAAAGCCCCUCGCGGGAUAACCUCCCCUCCCUGCCAGCAACAUACAUCCAUCCACCACUUUCCUUUAUUUAUCGUCAUUUUUCUUUUGCCUCUGCUUCCCACUCAGACCCAGCAAGGUUCUCGUUAACCACAGCCGCCACCGUCGUCCACAUCACAGGCGGGGGCUGUGUGAUGAGGUCGCCCUGCAGCAGGGGUUUGGUUACGCUAAGAUUUUGUUGUUAGGACACUCUUCGCUUUCAGUUCGGGUCAACUUGUCGGCUUUUAAAGCCUCCUAGCACCCCGAGUGUGUGAAGAAAUACACAACAGACGCAACUACUGGGGCUGUGGGAACGGCUGAAUAUCCAUGAGCUCAGAUUUCCCGCACUACAGUUUCAGGAUGCCAAAUAUAGGGUUCCAGAAUCUUCCCCUUAAUAUCUACAUUGUGGUGUUUGGGACAGCCAUCUUUGUCUUCAUCCUCAGCCUCCUCUUCUGCUGCUACUUAAUAAGGUUACGGCACCAGGCGCACAAAGAGCUAUAUGCAUACAAACAAGUCAUUCAGAAGGAAAAAGUCAAAGAGCUAAAUUUGCAUGAGAUUUGUGCGGUGUGCUUGGAGGAGUUCAAACAGAAAGAUGAGCUGGGGAUUUGUCCGUGCAAACAUGCUUUUCAUAGGAAGUGCCUCAUUAAGUGGUUGGAGGUGAGGAAAGUCUGCCCGCUCUGCAACAUGCCCGUCUUGCAGCUCGCCCAGCAGGCCGGCAGCAUGGACCCCCCCGUGCCAACACAGCAGCCUCUACCCGGCAUCGAGAACCUGGUGUAGAAGAGUCAACCCCUCUCUUUUAGUACACUACAAACACACAUCCCGUCACUCAUACUCUCACCUGUACAGCUACACCUUUGGUAUGAGUCUGUGGAUAAACUGGAGUUCACGCGCAGAUACUCAGAAAAAACUGUGACUCUGCCGCCAUCGUCACCUCUCGUAUUCUUGCAUUGGUUCACAAAAAGGUUUCCUGAUAUCAGUUCUAACUGAUAAUCAACUGUUUUCAUGUUUGUUUUUUUCUUUUUCUUUUUUCAUGGACGAUGAAGAAGAGUUGAUUUAGAAGAAGUUUCCUUCUUGGCCGAGAUGUGGUCGAUAACUUUUUCUCAACCAAUGCACUUUUCUGGGGACACCAGCUAAAGACCAGGAGGGAGGGGGAACAAAAAAGCCAAGAACUACAAUACACUAAAAUACAUUUUCUUUAUUUUUUUAACAAGCACUUUACGAGAAGGCAAAACUUUAAUUGCUUGUGAUCCUAGUAGCAAGGUUAUGUUUUAUAUUUAAUCAUUAACUAUUAUUUCUAUGUACUUUUCCAGCCACAUAGGUUUUCAUUUUGAAUUAGUACAUUUUUAAACAAAAAAAUAAAUCUAUCUUAAAGGGACAAUGAAAACUAUGUCGGUAGAGAGAUGUCAGGAAAUUUGGACAAUGCUUCUAGUUUUAAUUAAACACACUCAAGAAAUUAAACUCAAAGCAACCUUGAGACUUUAUGUAUGACUAAAUGUGAAGGGUUUGAAUGUGUUGAGUUUUUCACACUAAGCCUAUAGAAUUUGUUCCCUCAUCGCCUGUUUUUUUUUUUUUUUCAUUCAUUACAAUGUGACUGUUGUUAUUAUCCUCUUUUCAUUAUUCUGUCUAUACAGGAAGGUGAUACAGUGAACAAAUUAUAUUUUCAUUAAACAAAUAUCCCGGGUAACAUCCUCCAUAUACGAGCGCAGACUAUAUGCUGUCACCCGAGGCAUUACUCAGAAAAAAAACUAUUCAGGACCUAUCCAACUAAUAAUCACUACUGUGAUUAUCUAAAGCAGUAUUAGUGUGUAACACCUGGUGCUUUAUCUUUAAAAAAACGUUUUACAGAAGAAACACCAGUCAUGAGGCAAUAUUAAACAAAGAUCUAUAACAUGUAACAAAAAUGUUCCAGUUUUAUUUUGCUCUGCUGCUGCAUCGUUUUAUUUUAUUGAAGCUGAGCUGUGUGGAUGUUACAGUGGCUUUGCUUCACAUUAAGGAGACACAAAACAAAAUGUCAAAACAGUACUGUUGAUUUAUCUUUUAUCUAGCAUUACAUAUCCUGCCAGAAAACCAUUGAUAAUUCAAUUUAGGAAGAGACCAGGAUGAAGUAGACUUUUGCCUCCUUCACUGUUAUGCUCCUAACUAAAAAUGUGCUGCAUACACAGUUGCAGUUAUUUUUGCUUUUAGCCCAAUAGAGUGUUUGUAUUUAUUUUUGUAUUUAUUAUACUUUCUUGGUACAGCUGCAUUAGGUGAAUGAGUUAGCAGAAUCAUCAGAAUCAGCACAUCUUUUGGUCAAGAUACACACUACUUUGUAAAACACAUGCACACAGGGAGGGGCCAUGCCACCUGGGCUGCCAGAGAGUCAGUGGUCAGCAAGUUGUAAUGAAGCAGCAUUUUCAUUCAUGCACACACAUACAUGCAUAAAGGGCAGUUCUGCUUUUUGCCUGCAGUAUUCUGGUGCUUUCGCCCCUCUCCCUCUUUCUGUACGGUACAGAGGGCUGUUUGUUUUGUGCCACACAUACAGUAACUCUGAGCCUUGCCAGCUUUUGUGGUUAUGUUUUUUUGUCCUCACCCUUUGUUAGCUGCAUCUGGUAAAUGGGUUGUGGGUAAUUGUGCUGAUCUAAAUGGGUGGCUUAACAAAGAAAAAGCUGUGCGUCAGAGUGAUGGACCUAAGAUAAAUUGGAGAUUUAGUGAUCUGUAUUGCCAAUUACCAAUCAUACAUUCUUAUUAUAGGCACAAUGUAAACAAAAGAGUAGUCCCACUAAAAAAAACAAAAAAAAACUAACAUUUAGAUUUAAUUUUACAAUGUGUUCUGGUGCUGUAAAAUGUGUGUUUACAUGUUUAAUGUUUACAUAUAUUACUGAUGGAAAAAAAAUAACUAAACAGGCUUAUAUUUUCAAUUCGGAUUGGUUUAGAAACAACAAUUUUCAUCUUACUUAAAUAUCUUUGUGUAUAUACUUAAAUUUUGACUUUAAUAACACAAAAUUCCCAAUUAGACUUUAUUCUCUAACACCAAACACUGUCAAGGACAGAGUUGCACAGGGUCCCAACACAUGGAUGGUUUUACAAAGUGACCAUGCGUUUCACCUUCUAUGGCAGAUGCGCUUUGUUACUCUGUGGUUUGAAUGUUUCAUCUCUGCUGAAUGUCUGCCCACACCCCACAGUGAUGACCUUUUUGGUUGGGUCAGAGCGUGCAGCAAGGUGAGAAUGUCAGCAGAGCUCAAUCAGGAUUUCUCUAUCCUGUAUGUAGCGUAUUAGUCGGUUGUUCCGUGCCCUUAUCCAGGUCCAAUCCUCUUGACAUUAAUGCAGCACCAUGCCACCACUGAUGAUAAGCUAUUUUAGAGGAACUUCAAAGAAACCUAUGAUCCACAUUAGCCUUAUUUGAACAAAAAACUGCCACAAUUUCAAAAUAAAAGACCAGGGCUCUUUUUAAUUGACCUUAUCCCAAACCUUUUCACUCUACAGUAAAUUAACAAUUAACUUUGUGAUCAGAAAAUCAUUUUUAUUGCCUGUUAAUGAAGAGGUUGUGCUUUAUGUUGAAGAAAAUCAGUAACAUAACCUUCAGUAUGGUGUGUGAUGUACAUUACGUCGUACCUUUUUGCUUCCAAGUCUUUGGUUGAACUUAAAUCUCACUGCAAAUUUUACAAUAUGAGAACCAACAUUCUCCUUCAUACCAUUAUUCCCAAAAUGUCUCUAUAUAAACUAUACAUGGGCAAGUAUGUCUGCCACUGUCCCUAAAAGGCAACCUGUUUUGUAGCUCAGUGCUAAUAACGCAAGUCUUAAAGCUUUGUCUUGGAAUGUAGGUUCACAAGAGAGACAAGAAUAGGAGGAGAUGUAAUUUGAAAGCAUGCCUCUUUGCAUAGUCCAGUUGCCACUGAUAUCACCAUUGUUAAAUGUAUGUAGAACAUAGUAUCUGUAGUAGUGUAUUUAUACAUAGGGUGCACAACAAAAGGCUCCUUCAUAUAAACUAAAUGGCAGCUGAACACUUCCUGCCAUUUGGCCAUCUUAAGUGUUUGAUUGUAAACACUUUUAGCCUUUCCACCUGAACUUCCCCGUUUCCUCCCUGUGUGCCAUCCUAAUCCCACUGAAAACAAAGUGCCAACCCAAAAUGAACUGUUAUAAAUCAAAGUCCCAGCCAAUAAGAAAGUAUGUUGUAAAUGUAAACUGUAUAGGGGAAGAGUCUCUGUCAUAUUAUGGCCAAAAAAGAAUGGAAACUGAGCCAGUCAUAGUAAUAAAUGGCUUCCCGCCACUGAAAUCACUAUUGAUGUCCGUGCUGCUUCUGAGAGAAUUCUAAUUAUCAAUAGACAAGACACAAUCAGAUGAAAUAUGACAGUCAGGAACACCGCUUCACAUUAAAAGAAUACUGAUACUCAGAGUAGAAUGUGUCUCAAUGAUGGCAUCCGAGAAACAUUUAUACGAUUGUCCCUUUUAGGGCACAAUGUUUGUUGGCAGACAGUGUUCUGAAGAAUAUGACAAUACUGUGUUAUUAAAAAAAA